AUGGAUCUACCAGCAAAAGUCGUUCUGGUUCCCUUCCUUGCUGAAUGCGCUCUCUCGGAGAAAGAUGAGCAUGUAUUUGGAAAAGUUGAAAAAGUUGUUUUGGCGCGUCCAGACAUUAAGUGCGCGGUUGUUGUUUUAGUACGGGAGGAUACAGACUACGCCGCUCCCGAUGACGAUUCCAUCGCAUCAACGGUCCUACGUGGCGGCACUAGCAGUGACCCGCGCCUCCUCACUCAAGAAGAUUUCCUCAAUCUACGCACCACCCACGUUCAUUCAGGAGAUGAUGCGCCGAUCAACGUUCGUUCCAAAGAUCCUGCGCAUACGGCGUACGGCACAUUGGUGCCCACAGUUAUGGACUCCGUCACCAACAUGCUUGACAAAGGGUUGACGAAGAUUAAAGACUCUAUUGUAACUUUACAGCAGAAGCUCGCGCCCGACCUCGACUUCACCGUUCUCGCGGAAACUCCUAUCCAAUCUUUCUUUGACUGGAGCCGUGCCUCGAGACGAAUCCUGACAGCCGCCGAAAUCACCGCCUACGACCGUUAUUGCGAGUGGCACGUGAAGCUUUUCGGCGAGUCGGAUAGUGAGAGUUCUUACGCCCCUUCGGAACAGACAGAUGACUCGGUUGAGGAAGAGAUGGCGGACGCUCAAGGCUCCAAACGUAAGCGUGCGAGCACGUCCGACCUUCCCUCUUCUAGGUUUAAAAUCCCGAAGGCGGCCUAG
Suillus clintonianus is the source of this 723-nucleotide messenger RNA. RefSeq lists its product as uncharacterized. Bases 1 to 723 code for a protein of 240 amino acids. NCBI's taxonomy places the organism in Eukaryota, Fungi, Basidiomycota, Agaricomycetes, Boletales, Suillaceae. The transcript has 3 exons. The record is from RefSeq and is a predicted model, not a curated record.